UACUAGAGAAAAAGAUCUGUUAAUUCAAAGAGGAUGUGAACUUGCGAAAUAUUGGGCCCAAUUACAGGUGCAUUCUCUUUGGCCUUGGGUCUGUAUCAUUGGCUCUGUGUACCUGGAGAAGCCUAUAGUCGAACCACUUACUGAUUUUAUUCUCAUAGCAGAUUGUUCUGAAGAUAAUAAGAAAAGGUUGGAUAAGUCCAAGGCUGAAAAAAUACAAAGGCUUACUGAAGAACUGAGAGACUUGAUUUGGAAGGCGAAAACUAACAAAAGAAAAAUUAUCAUUGUCAAGUUCACCAAGAGUGAUAUUAAUCUCCUUCAUAAUAAAAAGAUUAUUUAUACUGAUGAUGAAUCUUUCAAAGGUUGGCAAAUGGUUAUUUCAGAUGAAAAUGAAAAGAGUCAGGAAGGAUUACUGAAAUUGCACAAGUAA
Messenger RNA from Dentiscutata erythropus, 427 nucleotides. Lineage: Eukaryota; Fungi; Glomeromycota; Glomeromycetes; Diversisporales; Gigasporaceae. The record is from the annotation of a GenBank genome assembly.